This is a messenger RNA of Tuber aestivum (summer truffle), 1927 nucleotides long. NCBI's taxonomy places the organism in Eukaryota, Fungi, Ascomycota, Pezizomycetes, Pezizales, Tuberaceae. The record is from the annotation of a GenBank genome assembly.
AUGUCUGAGCCUGGUUCUUCACUUCCUCCUCGACCUCCGAGCCCUGUGCGGCCCUCGUCCUACCUCCGCCCCCAGAAGCCACGGCCCCCACCAGAGCCUGUGGAUAUCGUUGAUAGGGAACAAGCCGAGGGACUGGUCCGUAUCGCUUUCUAUUUGGACUUUGUGAAUCAUUGGACACUGACUGAGGUGGGUCGUCGCAGCGCGCUAUUCGAGAGUUCUUGAAGGUCCGGACUACCUAUGACGUAUUGCCCGUUAGUUUCCGUCUCGUGAUACUGGAUACAAGCCUUCUGGUACAGAAGAGUCUCAAUAUCCUCAUCCAUAACGGUAGGAACGAAUGAAUCUUUAUCACGCUUCCUGGGAUUCGUGGGAUGCUGGUGUAUCAGGCUAAAUUUGGUAUUCCGUAGGAAUUGUCUCCGCCCCGCUGUGGAACUCUCAGACGUCGACUUUCGCUGGGUUGCUCACAUCCUCUGACUAUAUCAAUGUGAUCCAGUACUACUGGCAGUAUCCCGAGAAGUUUGAGGAAAUUGAGGGAUUUCGUCUGGAUAGUUUGCGAGGUUUGUCCUUAUCAUGUGGUCCCACCGGGAUAACCAGUGUUGACGUGGCGAACCAUUUGGACAGAGGUUGAAAGGGCUAUCGGCGUCACACCUAUAGAAACCGUUUCCGUGCAUCCCAUGAUACGGUUGUAUGAUGCUUGCCGUCAAAUGCUUAGGAGCCGCGCUCGUCGCAUCCCUCUUAUUGAUGUGGAUGAGGAGACUCAACAGGAGAUGGUAGUUAGUGUUUUGACCCAGUUUCGAAUUCUGAAAUUUGUUGCCGUCAAUGUACGCGAAACACAGAUGCUGCGGAAGCCGCUAUCCGAUCUGAGCAUGGGAACAUACGAGGAUAUUUCUACCGCAACCAUGCAAACACCGGUCAUCAGUGUCAUUCAUCAGUUGGUAGGGAAAGACAUCUCUAGUGUGCCUAUUGUUGACUCAAACGGUACGUUCAUCUUGCCUUGUUACUCGGUCGCUGAUGGUUCGCUGAUUUGCUCAUAUUGGUAAAUAUUUGCAGGGGUUUUGCUUAACAUUUACGAGUCUGUCGAUGUCCUAACCCUUAUCAAGGGGGGGAGCUACGAUGACCUCAAUCUUAGUGUGGGGGAGGCGCUUCUGAAGAGACCUGAUGUAAGCGGGGUCCCACAUUUUUUUAGCAUUUCGAUAAUUACUGAUCCUCAUUAUUUUAUUGGGUCCCGUAGGAUUUCUCUGGAAUUCAUACAUGCUCCCCUCAGGAUCGCUUGGACACAAUAUUCGAUACUAUCAGAAGGUCAAGGGUCCAUCGAUUCAUGAUUGUUGAUUCGAGCGGCCGUCUCAAGGGCGUGCUCACAUUAAGUGAUAUCUUACAGUACUUCCUGCUUGACGGGGAGGAGGAGUAGCGCGAUGGGGUAUCGGAUAUUUUCUUGGCCGCGUGGCCAAAUUCAUAGAUGUUUUCCUAGACCGGGAAUUGCGCCCACAGUCCCCGCCCAUACCUACACUAUCUCUACCAACCGCUGGAAAGCGAGCCUAUCCUUUUGAUUCUUCGCUGGUCCUCCCCCGGUUCCUGCAUGGAUUUCUUUACUUUUCUUUCCUCUCUAGGCGGAGGCGUUCAGGAUAUCGAGGAUAAGCAUGGAUUUCCUUUCCCCUAGUUACUAUCUCCAUCUACUUUACCCAUCUGCUGUUAAAUAUUACCUACUAUUUCGGUUCAUGAUGUUCCAUCUAUGAGCCACAUCAGCCACCCAACGCGCCUAAGGAGCACUUGUAUCUGGGCGUGGUGAACUAGGUUGGCGAAUGGGAGAUGGGGAUGUUGAGCAGGCACUUGAUGUUAAAGUAUCGUCCGGUGUGUCAGGCUCUGGAUUGUGGAUGUUUGUAGGAUCUUUCUGUUGUAGUUGAGUUGAAUUGGAUCCUAAUGCUUUGAUUUG